AUGUCGUCCGUUCCCUCCGGCCCCUCCAAACCGUCCCGCCCCCUCGGUGCACCCAAAUCAAGUGCCAAAUCCACCUCCUCCGCCCAACCAGGCGGCACCACCCCUGCACAAAUACCACGCAGACACGCCGGUGCCGUCCCCGGUAUCGCGCGCGCCGCGUCCAAUCUCCGCCAAGCCGCUCCGAGCGCAAAUUCCUCCUCCGGGUCAAGCGCCAGUACAGGCGCCAAUGCCCUCGCCUCGCUUCCCGCUCAUCUUCGGCACCUAUCCACCCCUCGCAUCCCCUCUCCUCUGGGCAAGGGGACGCCUGCGCGGAAUCUCAAACAGUCGUUCCCGGUCCGAACGUCCAAAACGACCGAGCGGCAUGUGUUCUUACCCGAAGACCCGCAGUUGGCGCCCUUGCCGGCGUCGCCCAUGGGCAGUCAGGUGAAUCUGCUACCACCUCCGAGGGCGGCGCAUAGUCACCGGGAAAGAGAAAGGGAGAGUGGGCGGAAAGAGCAGGCCAUCCCGACUCAGAGCGAUGAGCGGAGUGAGGCGGAGAAGAUGACCAAGAGGGAGAGGGAGGAGGCGAGGUUGCCUCGGUUGACGGCGUACACCACGGCAGAGGGGUACCGGUUGAAGCUGCUCCAGGCAUUCUUGAAGCGAGAACAUGGAGUUGGGGUGGUCAGGGUAUUUGAUGAUUGUCUUUACGCUGUGUACAAUCUCCCCCUCUUACCCGGAUACGGUGCAUCCACCAAGAUUCGUUCCUCCCCUGCGGUCAAAUCUCCCGGCGGUGUAUCCCUGCUUGAACGGAUGACCCAAGCCGAGGAUCUGGGAUACGACGACUCGUAUUUUCCCCAGACGGACGAUAUCGAGCGGGACCCCCAUAUCUCCAUGGAUGAUCCAUCCGAGUACAUACUCUCCCACUCCCCACCUACGGACGUCGGCCGGAUGUCUUCGCUGGACGAGGAGAUUUCUGACGGACAAGGAGGGGACAUCGACCGCUCGGACCGGCUGGAUCGGCUCGAAGAUAUCCAGGAUGGCCUGGACAGCGGGUCACUCCCUGCGGAGCCUACAAGUCCUGAGCGCCGACGCGUGAGGAUCGCAGAGGAAGCCACCCAGAUCCAGCUGGGCACGCACCUCUCUCCUGACCGGGCCGGGUUCGAGCAUAUCCCCUCGACCGCGCUAUCGCCGGAUGACCUACCCUCCCACCCCCCUCAUCACACGGCAGACCAACUCGAGGCGGAGCUAGAGAAUCUGCUCGAGUCGCCUCACCAGCCGACGCUUAGAAAUCGGAGGAGGAAAUCGCAUUCCACGACGAACCAGAUCGCAGAGGCGGUGUUCUUCUCGUAUGGUGUUUCCAUCUUUUUUGGGUUCCAGGAGGACGAGGAGCGCGCGGUCAUGGAGGAUAUCGAUGCGGCGGGGGGCUGGAUAAGGGGGCUGGGUGAGGAUGAUUGGGAGGUCGAGGAGUUCCACUAUGCGUAUGACUCGGAAGCCGAGUAUCCCAGAAUUUACAACGACAUGUUUACGUUCAAAUCACACUCGCAUCUGUUCAAACUGUCCCUCUCGCACGCUAUCGCCCAAUCAACAAAACUCAGCAUCUACGAAUCAACAAUGCAGGAAUCGCUCGCGCUCACUUCGUCUUUCCCCAAAGAACUCAGUAUCACCGGACAUCUCCAGUUGAAGCGGAGGGAAGCGUUGAAGAUGACGGGUCGAUUGUUCAAGUUGAGGAUGGAUGUCAAUCUCAUUGGGGGUAUCUUGGAUACACCAGAGUUGUUCUGGUCGGAAGCAUCCUUGUUCCCGCUGUAUGAAGCCAUCCGGGAGUAUCUUGAGAUCGGACCCCGUGUACAGGUGCUGAAUGACCGGCUGGCUGUAGCUGGCGAUCUGCUUGAGAUCAUACACGAGUAUAUCGAAGAACGAGCGACAAAUCGGAUCAACUGGAUCAUUAUUUGGCUUAUUAUUGUCGCGUGCAUGGUCGAAGCUGGAGAAGUGCUUGCGCGAGUGGCAUUCCACAGUCUGCCUCGGCAAGAAGGGGAGUUCCUCAUUGUCAAAGGCACGAGGGCAUUGUGGGGUGCGGCAAUGGGCAGCGUGUAG
Dioszegia hungarica is the source of this 2070-nucleotide messenger RNA. RefSeq lists its product as uncharacterized. NCBI's taxonomy places the organism in Eukaryota, Fungi, Basidiomycota, Tremellomycetes, Tremellales, Bulleribasidiaceae. The transcript is spliced from 8 exons. The coding region runs from base 1 to 2070 and encodes 689 amino acids. The record is from RefSeq and is a predicted model, not a curated record.